Paralichthys olivaceus (Japanese flounder) is the source of this 3993-nucleotide messenger RNA. The record is from RefSeq and is a predicted model, not a curated record. Lineage: Eukaryota; Metazoa; Chordata; Actinopteri; Pleuronectiformes; Paralichthyidae.
AGGAAACCACCUCCCCUGCUACUACCUCCCCAGGGACGUUUGUUCGAGCUAAUGAGCUAACUGGCUAAUCACUAAAGGAGGAAGAAGAAGUUCAGUGGGACCUUGGCCUGAAACAACCCGAUGGAUCGUAGUGCAGAUUCUGGGACGCUCACUCCACACUCAGCUGUAGAAGAGUUUGCGUUGGAGCAGAGCCUGUCUCUGUCUAGCGCCUCCUGUCAAAGAGAAAGCGGAGGCCCCAUCUUACUACAGCUGUUGGAAUUUAAAACUCAUCUACUUGAAGCUGUAGAGGAGCUGCAUAUUCGGAAGGAUGCAGAGACGCACUUUGAGGAUCACAUCGGUAAACUGGUGCUGGAGAAACAGGAGCUGGAGUGGGAGAGGGAAUCCCUCCAACAUCAAAUUGAAACAGUCGUGAAUCAGCACACAGAGUCACUCACCAGUGUGAAGAAGCAGUUUCAGGCCAAAAUCAGAAACAUUGAGGAGGAGAAGGGGAAAUACCAGGUCAGUGCUGAGUUAAAGGACAAAGAGAUUAACAACUUAAAAGAAGAACUGAGGUCGCUGCAGUUGCUGAAGUUCAACUUGGAGAAGAAAUCAAAGGAGCUGGAACAGAAACUGGCCUUGCAGAGCAGGUCGAAGGACAGUCACCUGAACCAGCUGGGGGAGGUGGAGAAACGCUUCAGUGCCCUGUCCAAGCAGUGUGCCACGGUCAAGAAGGCCCACGAGACACUCGAGCAAAAUGUUGAUGAGGCCAUGAGAAUCAAUAAGAAACUAACUUCUGCAAAUGAAAAACAAGAAGCAAACAUCGCGUCACUGAAGAAGAGGUUGGAGCAGGUGAAUAACAAGCUGAUUAAAACCAAGAUGAUGUCAGUCACACAUGACAAGUUCCACCACGGCCAAACGGGCAAAGAGCAGCACGUAGAGAGACUGCACCAGAAACUGAGCACGGAAACUGAAAAGAACAAGAAGCUGGAGGAGGAGAAUGUUGCUGUAAGAGCAGAGAAGCAGGAGCUGGUGAUGUCAUUACAACAUAACCAGCAGCUUCUGUUGAGUCAGACACAGACAGUGACCAGAGUAGAGAUGGAGCUGCAGACACAACAAGAACAGUGCCAGGCCCUUAAGCAGGAACAGGAAGUGAUGCGAGACAAAAGCAAGGCGAUGGAAGAUAAGGUGGCCCAACUGAUGGAGUGCCACGCUGCUUCCAUGACGAGCUGGGACAAAGAGAAGAAAAUGAUUCUGGACGGCAUCAAGAGUGAACAGCAAGACCUUCGAUCAGUGAAGGAAGCCUACGACGAGCUUCAUAAGAAACACACUGAUGUGUCUUCACUGGCCAAAGAACAGGCACGGCACAUAUUGGAAUUAGAGACGAGAAACCACAGUCGGAGCCGCCUCAGUGUUUCAGCCCAGGUCGUCCUUCCUAUCGAACCCAGCGAUGAGCUGCUGAGCGUCUGCAGCCUGCAGCACUCGGCCUCCUCUCAGACUAAAAAACCAACAGGAGCUGUUGAGAAGCUUGUUGCCACUGGAGCAACUGGAGGACAAGAAGCUCUGAACUCUCCAGAUCUGUUUAUACAUCCACAUAUCACCACCAACCUCUCCAGCUCCUGCAGUCAUUCUGGAACAACAAGCAAUGACAUCAAUAUAUCAAACGAGUACAUAACAACUUCAAUUCUUAUGCCUUCCUCUGUGUCUGGCGACGAUCUCGUGAUUAGCAAAGGUCUCUGUGUGAGUGACACUACGUCCCUAUCAGAGCCUGACCAUGGGUUCAUCAAAGGGCCUCUAGGUUUCCUGAGCAGAGACAGAAAUGAGGACGAGGAAGUGGGGAACACGGGACUGAAUGAGGGAAGACAUGGAAAGAAGGAUGAUGAGGGACAAGAAAAGGACAAAAAAUUGGAGGAAAAGGUAACAGAGCAGCAGCGGGAUAGAGAAGACGCCCAAGGAGAAGAUUCAGAAGGGGAAGGGAGUUCUGGAGAGAAGAGAGGAACAACAGGUACCGCAGACAGACGAGAGGAUGGCCAGCGGUCAGCGGAGGAAGCAGAGGACACCAGAAACUCUGAAAGUGAAACAAGAGAUAAAGACGAGGGACCGGGGUCAGACGGAGUAGAGCAGAGAGAAAAGACAGGAGAGCAGACUACAGCAACACAGAUACCGACCCAGACGACCACUGAUUGCUCCUCGGAGAAGAGCAACAAACUGCAGGUCGUUGACUUCAUGGACGCUGAGAUACCGCUGGUUGUCUGUGAGCCCUCCCACUGCAAAGAAAGUCGCUGUCAGGAAUCCACUGAGCAGGACGCUGACUCCAGCCAUGUGAACGAGGGAUGUGGGACAGAGAAAGGACAGUUUCUCUUCACCCUCGGUCAUGAUGAGGUCCAAACAAGUGUCGAUCAUGGGCCUAAAUCCGUCAUUCAAGUCUGUCAAGUUGAGAUUCAAACUGAGCCGCUCACUCAGCUGCCAAAUCAAAUUCAUCAAGUCUCUGAGGAAACCACAGAGGAGACGCCAGCGGACAAAUCAGCAGCUGAGCCUCUGAGUGAUUGUAGCUCUGCUGUGCUUCCCUCAGCUGCUCAAACAGACAUUAUUUUCAGUAUCAGUGACUUAGAGACGACUGCAGCGCAAUCAGUACAGAAUAAUCCCUCUGGCAUUAACAGCGACAUGAAGCAAACACAUGAAACGAGUCACGAACACGUGAGUGAAGAAUGUGAAUUAGUGAGAACGUUUGUCAAACCACAGCCACAACCAAAGCAAGAGAAGGGGCAAGAGAAGUCUCUGACACCCGAUGAAGAUGAUUCCGGUGCGAAGAGCGAAUGUCAGUCAAAUGUGGAGACACAAGAAAACUGCGACAGUGAGAUUAUCCAGAUGAAACCUAAUUUAAAGGACGUCGAUAUCACGAUGGACACUGAAGACGUUGAAUCUGCCAAAGGUCAGGACCAAAUGAAAAAUGACAAACCAGAAGACGCAGGAGAUGAAAAGACCAAUAAAAGUGGGACUCAAUUGAAGACGUCCGUCCCCUCAACUGGACCCAGGUCGACAUUUGAUCUGGUCUCAGUCCUGCAUCAGUUUGCUCAGGGAUCUGAGCAGAAUAAGAGUGGGUCUGGUGGACGCUUCAAACAUCUUCCCAGCAGAUUAACCAUGUUCCCCAAAAGCAAACACAGCAAAGUCCCCUCGGUGAUUACCGGGGCGUCGGAUCUGUUGAAUGCCUCCAGUGUCUCUGGGAAUGCAGCUUCCUCCGCGAGGCAGCAGCAGGGAGAGUGGAAAUCUUCGGAGGAGACAGCGGCAGCAGCUACGGAGAGCAGAGCUUUUCUGUUGAUCGCUCCUUUUCCAGUCUCGACCUCCCUCAGCACAGUCAGUGGAUUGUCAUGGCCGACCAUGCCAGGGUGUAGCAGCGCUGCCUCCUCAGCUGCAGCUCCUGCUGCCGACUCUCACUGUGAACUGUCCUUCUCUCAGGAGAGGGAAGAGCAACAGGCCUCAUUCAGAGCGCAGAUCUCCAGAAUCGAACAGUUUCUCAACACGGAGAGACUCCGUCUGCCCAAAAGACGAAGAACUGACAACUAAACCAUCACAGGUACAAACGUGUAGUGAUGGAUGCUGCUGUGUCUGUAGUUAUGGGUCACACAUACACACGCAGCAUUUUAUAGAUGCAGUCAGAUGAGCUAACGUAAUAGUUUUCUUAAGUUGGACUCUUAUCUUCAUUUCUUAAGUCUCAUCCUCUCUUCCAUUUAUUUUAGUCAUUGCAUAAAAAGACAAGAGCCAAGAAAACAGAAGCAUCAGAGUUGUUUUUACUUUUACACUCAACCACACAAAUUAACUUUGAAAUAUUCAAAACUUGAAACCAAAAAUUUAGAAAAGCCGAUUGUUGCUUUUCUGGGCCAUAAAAAGAAAGAAACCUCCUGAAGGAUAAUUAAUGACAUUGUUGACUGUGACGACUGCAGAAACGUCAGAACACAACCAUCCAGCUUACUUACAAAAUAUUGAUUCAAGCAGACAGACACGUACCCGGUAUCUGUA